GUCUUCUCGCAAAUGCCGGAGCGACAACACUUUUCACAACAGAUAAGCAUGAACAGUCACUAUCACAAGCAGCCGGCGUAAAAUGGAUCAACAGGACCAAACCGGUCUUCAAGAAUUCAUUCCCGCUUGCGCUGGCUGGUUUCCUUUAGAUCGAUUUAAAGCACUAGCAUACUUCGAACAGUCAUCAUUCUUCGCAGCUGCCGGGAGGGACGCGAAUGGACAGCCGAUUACAGUGAACAACACAGAGGCGCGGCUAGCGGGGCUGGACCCGGCGGUUCCAGGCGUACUAGAGAGCCUUCCCCACGGACGCCCCGAGUUUGUACUCGAAAACUCGCAGGAGCCCAAUGCGUUCACCAUUAGAAAGCAGAUCCGGACCAGCGCCAACCCUCAGGAGCGGCCGCUGGUGUUGGCCUAUUACUACAUCGCCAACAACAAGAUUAUGCAGGCUCCCUCCGCGCACCAGGUGACACACGCCCGGCUGCAGCGCUGCACCUUUGCGCUGCAGCAGGGCUUCGAGAAGCUGCAGGCCGACCUGGAGCCCCUCACGCGGCAAGCCAAGCUGCUGGCCAAACAGGCGGCACGGGAGCAGGCGGCGGCGGCGGUGGCGGCGGCGACAGCCGCGGCGGCGGGCGCGGGGGCUGCGGCAGCUGCACUCAAAGCAGGGCAAGGGCAAGGGCAAGGGCCAGCCGGGGCACAGGAGAGGAGAGGGCAAGGAGGGGUCGGCACGGCAGCGGGGCCAGGGCCAGGGUCGGCGGCGUCGGCGGCAUCAGGGAGAGGCGGCGGCGGCGGCCCGUUGCCAACCCCCAACGGUGCCGUUGACGCUGCCAGCGGACUGCAGUACACAGUGCAGCCGUACGCAGCGACCGUGGAUCUGGAAUCUCCGUCACUGGGCACGCUCCGGGCGCCGCUGGCGGCGCCGCUGCCCGAGGUGAUGGCGGCAGCCGCGGCCGCCACGUCAACCGGCGGUGGCGGCGGCGUGCCUGUACGGCGGCACCUGACGGACGCGGAUCGCGCGCGCUGGAACAAGUUGGAUCGCAUUCUUAGUCAUCAGUUCAGCUCGCUGCAGAGGAUCAAGUACACGGCGCUCCCGCCCGAGUACAUGCAGCGCCUGUACGGCAUGCCGCCACCGCAGCCAGCAGCAGCAGCACAGGCGCCCACGCCUGCAGCGGCGGCGGCGGCGCCCGCGGGCGGGAUGUGAGCCAGGGCCGGAGGGCGGGGCCCCGGGCUGCAGCCGCGGUGACAAGUAAACUCAGAGCAAGGCGUUGGACUGGACACCGUUGCUUUGAUGAUGCUGGAAGUCAGAUCACAUCGCAUGGGGGCAUGUUUGGCAUGCUAGCUGUUGUGAUUGUGAAACCAGGCCCGCAUCGGCACAUGCAUGACAGGGCAUGUGGGGGCGUGUGUGUGCGCGGACAGGACCCGCUGUGAGCAGCGGUGAGGGCACAGGCGGUAGUGGUGCUGGUGGGCAUGGAGUGGCGGACGUUGCGGUUGCAAGGGCCACACGGUGCUGCCCUGUGUCGUCAGCAGCAGCAAGCCGUGUCGUGCCGCGGCGCUGUGUUUGGAACGCGCAAGGGGUGAAAGCAAGAGGUUGACUUCGUGCGUGCGGUCAUAUGUUACGCAAGCAAGCGCUUGCCUAACACGUUUUCCGCC
Chlamydomonas reinhardtii is the source of this 1647-nucleotide messenger RNA. RefSeq lists its product as uncharacterized. The record is from RefSeq and is a predicted model, not a curated record. The transcript has 6 exons. Lineage: Eukaryota; Viridiplantae; Chlorophyta; Chlorophyceae; Chlamydomonadales; Chlamydomonadaceae. Gene Ontology annotation, molecular function: transcription coactivator activity. The coding region runs from base 83 to 1198 and encodes 371 amino acids. Gene Ontology annotation, biological process: regulation of transcription by RNA polymerase II. Gene Ontology annotation, cellular component: core mediator complex; mediator complex.